Haemonchus placei is the source of this 411-nucleotide messenger RNA. The record is from the annotation of a GenBank genome assembly. Lineage: Eukaryota; Metazoa; Nematoda; Chromadorea; Rhabditida; Trichostrongylidae.
AUGCAGCUCGUGUUAGGCCUUUUGGCCUUACUGCUCGUUUCCGUCAAGGCAGAUGUGUUCACCUCCAUUGCUGAUGUGCAAAAUCUGAUCAACUCUGAAAGAAACAUCCCACAGAUCCUCACCAAAUAUAUUGAAAGUGAGGAAGAUCGCCUAGAACAUCUUAAAGUUCUGAUCAGGAAAUACGAAAAACAGAAUGAGGAAGCUACGAAGACAGACGUCAAAGACCUCCUCAAUCCAAUCAAUGCCUUCCUAUUUAUUAAAAAGAAGAUAUUCGAUUGGAAGGGUAUCGAGAAAGCGAUGACGAUGAACAAAGCUGAUACAUUCCUUGAGCGCGUUGCCAAUCAGGACCAAACGUUCCGCUAUCCAACUGAGGUAAUCGCUCUGGCGAUUUGCAUCUACGUGGUCUCAUGA